AUCACAGUGAAGCACACAUAUAUCUCCCCAAUGAAUUCAAACUACUCAAAGAUCACAUUAUUCUACAAACAGACCAAUACUUAAAAUACUCUCAAAUACCACUAAGAUCCUACUCUGAAUACACUACACCUAAUACAGUGCCAGAUAUCUUUAUAUCAACACCAGCACUUACAUCUGAA
Ambispora leptoticha is the source of this 179-nucleotide messenger RNA. The record is from the annotation of a GenBank genome assembly. NCBI's taxonomy places the organism in Eukaryota, Fungi, Glomeromycota, Glomeromycetes, Archaeosporales, Ambisporaceae.